UAUAGUUGACAAUUAUUAUUUAAAACAAAACAUGAAAUUUCCAAAAUGCCAGGCCAAGGGAUGUAAGAACAGAUCUAUCUUCUACCUGACUUGUUCUGGCAAGUAUGUCUGUAGCGAUGAUAAGGCAGCUAGAUAUAAUGAAUAUGCUGUUGAUCUUGAUGAAGAAUGUAUUCCACUCAUUACUCCAGAGCCCGUCAAAGCACUGUUGAGAACCAUCAAUCAGUGUAGAAAAGAAUUAGAGUUCUCUCCAUUCACAUUUGGGCAUCUUUCGACUCCUGAGGAGUAUGAAGGUCUGAACCUAACGAUUAAAGGACACAUAGAAGAUAUCCUCAUACAACUUGAGGCUGCUCAGAGAAAAUAAAACCUACUAUAUGUUUGAAUGUCUCUUACAGCAAGCCAAGAAGGUAGAGAAGAUACUUACUCAAGAUAAGAUUUUCCAGAAAUAUGCUGUUAUAAAGUUAUGGAAAGAAGCUGAAUCUGCAAUUACAGGCGAUCUUCAAGUAAACAGUGCUUCAAUAUCCGAACAGCUAAUUGAGGAAUCCAAAAAUCCCCAAAAUUUUCUUCUUCCUUAUAAUUUCCAAAGCAACCCUUUGCUUGAAGAGAUCUUGAUUCUGCAGAGAUCCAAGCACUUGUCUCAUCUAGAGCAGACCGUCAGCCAGCUUAAGACUCAAAGGAGAGGUGUCCAGUCGGACCAUCAAAAAUUAAUCUCAGAGCUCCAAUCAAAGAGGACAAGGAAGAAACUUAAGAUUAGGAAUCUGAGACUCAAUCUUAAGGCACAGAUAAAAGAAAAGAGUAAAGCACAAGAAGAAUAUAAGAAUUCCUUGAAGUCUAAGCAAAGAGAUAUAGCAGAAAUGCAGAAGGUUAUUGGCAAGCUUGAAGAAGAAAGCAAAUAAGAGCGAAAUUGAAAAUUUCAGGCUGAAGCAAAGUAUCUCGGACGGAAUUGAGACUCUUAAAAGAGAACGUCUAGAAAACCAGGCUGUAAGAGUCAGAGACAACAUUCUGUACCAAAGAGCCAAGCAAAAGCUCUUAUUUGUGAUUGAUGAAUACACUUAUACUGAGACUAGUUUCCUUUACAAACAUAUAAACUCAUUGCUUGAAGAGAGCUCAAUAGUAAAAGAUUUCCUGCAGUUCUAUUUCCCCAAGAAUUUAGAUGGGCUGAACUUUAACGAUAAUUCUAUUUUAAGUGAUGAAUUGGACGAGUAUGCUAACCAGCUAGUUGAAGUGAGCAGCAGAGUUGGGAUCGAGGUGAGAAUAGCUAAUUUUAAAAUUAGUCAGGAGAACUUAAUUGCCCUACUUUCAGCCUAUAAGCACAAGCGGUCUUUCACAUUCGAUUCAUGAAUCCUGGAUCUUUCCUCUGUGCCUUGCUUCUUGGGGGCUCUUAAGGGAUGUCUGAUACAGGAACUCUACCUGACCGGCUGCGGUCACUGCUCUAGAUCUGACUGGGCAGAGCAGCCCAGUCAGAUAGAGAAUUUGGUGGCAGGCCUCGCACAAGAAGAGGACUUGAAAGAGAGUCUGAAGGUGAUCGGCCUUGAGAAAUGAGGGAUUGAGCAAGAGAAAGCAGAGCAGAUUGUGAAGGAAAAUGGGCUGGAAGAUGUCAUUGUGCUAAUGUGGUAAAGUUAUUAGUGAAGAGAAUGGCGCUUUUGUAAUCAA
Molecule: messenger RNA, 1650 nt
Organism: Moneuplotes crassus
Lineage: Eukaryota; Ciliophora; Spirotrichea; Euplotida; Euplotidae
Source: the annotation of a GenBank genome assembly